Molecule: messenger RNA, 468 nt
Organism: Penicillium taxi
Lineage: Eukaryota; Fungi; Ascomycota; Eurotiomycetes; Eurotiales; Aspergillaceae
Exons: 2
Coding region: 1-468 (155 amino acids)
Source: RefSeq, a predicted model, not a curated record
AUGACUAGCCAAGUUUCGGUUAGGUAUACAUCUUCUAUAAUUGCUGUCAAGUCAUCCAUCGGUCAACACUUUAGAUCCUUGCUAUCUCGAGUUACUAGAAAGUCUCGAAAGAUCUUUCCCUCCACUAUACCAUCAGAGAUAGAUCAGGCCUCAGUAGACCUAGCCGCUCAAAUAAAAAUUGAAGAUUUUGAGCGUUAUUUUGAAAACUCCAAAGAAAAACCCAAGGAGCCCACUGACGAGCAGCCAGUCUUCCGGCUGCAAGGAAGGAAGCUGCGGAACAGACUAUCCGCUUUGAACUCUGAUGCCGCAUUUGGAACGAGCAUUCUAAUUAACAAUGAAGACGGAGAUCACUUGAGCGUCAAAAUGUCAUGUUUCCAAUGCACGAAUGCGUGGCUUGCAGAGAGUCGUGGCACCAUUCCCAAAUGGUACAAGUUCCCUGCCAGCACAGAUAUUGUCGGUCUUGCUUGA